AUGGAGAGAACUCUCACAUACGGAAACAUCUCCACCAUUGACUUUGGAAACUCUGCAUCGAUUACCACUCAAACUUCAAUGAUGGUUAAGAAGCCAAAUGAAGCUGAGGAUACCCCUUCAACUCUUAAAUGGUCAUGGAGACCAGAGAACAUGGACAACUUCCUUUUGAAAGGAAAAGGAGAAUCUACACAGACACAACUAUUUGAUCAGAAAGUAGUAACCAAUGACCAAAGUGAUUAUCUAUGGUACAUGACUACCGUUAAGUUUAAAAAACGAGAUCUAUUUUUGGGUAAAAACAUGUCUCUUCGCGUCAACAGUACUGCUCAUGUCCUUCACGCUUUUGUCAAUGGAAAACAUAUUGGUAGUCAACACGCUGAGAAUGAUAAAUUUAACUAUGUAUUUGAGAAAGAUGUGAAGUUUAAGUCUGGCCGUAAUGUCAUUGCUCUUCUUAGCAUAACUGUGGGACUUGCGAACUAUGGUGCUUUCUUUGAAAGUAAGCCGGCUGGAAUCACUGGACCCAUUUUUAUUACUGGAAGAAAUGGUGAUGAAACUAUAGUUAAAGACUUGUCUGCUCAUAAAUGGAGCUAUAAAACCGGUUUAAUUGGGUUUGAGAGCCAACUCUUUAGAACAGAAUCAAUGUCUAAAUGGUCAGUUGAAAGUGUACCGUUUAACCGAACCAUGACAUGGUAUAAGACUACAUUCAAGUCUCCCUUGGGAAAUGAUCCGGUUGUUGUCGAUCUUAUGGGACUUGGAAAAGGUACAGCUUGGGUCAAUGGAAACAACAUUGGACGUUAUUGGCCGGCAUUCAUUUCAAGCAAAAAUGGUUGUGAUGCAAAUUGUAAUUAUAGAGGUGCUUAUCAUGCUGAAAAAUGUCUGACCAAUUGUGGUGAACCCACACAAAGAUGGUACAUUUUCCACAUCUUAUUAGGUUCUAGAAUCAAAUAUGUUAAUGUUGAACCUGAGAAUCUUUACUGGGAUUUUUUUUUCUUUGUUCUUUUCUUGAACAGGUACCAUGUUCCUCGUUUUUUCUUGAAUGCAGAAGGAGAUAACACACUAGUUUUGUUUGAGGAGAUUGGAGGAAACCCAUCGCUUGUCAGUUUUCAAACUACUAGAGUGGGAAGUUUAUGUGCUAACGUCUACGAGAAAAGUAUUAUUGAGCUUUCAUGCGAUAGAAAACCCAUUUCUGCCAUCAAAUUUGCAUCCUUUGGUAACCCAGAUGGCAAUUGUGGAUCUUUUGUAAAAGGAACUUGUGAAUCAAGUAAUAACACGGUUGAUAUUCUCACACAAGAAUGUGUUGGAAAAGAGAAGUGUUCCAUUGAUGUCUCAACGAAAAGGUUUGGAACACCAGAUUGCAGUGGUGCUGUUAGAAGCCUCGCCGUCGAAGCUAUCUGCUAAAUGUUUUUUUAGAUUUAUGGUGUUUUCUUUAUCAUAUUUCCAAAUUAUGCUAUAUUUUUUUCAAAGAUUUAGUUUCUAUUUAAUAUUUAUUGGUGGUUGUUUUAUUCAAUAAAAGUACACAUUCUUAUAUACAUUUUACAUUGUCAUUUUUUUUUUCCUAAACAAUCACGGUCAUGUCUUCUCCACCAUCCUCGCUCUCCCUGAAAAAUUAAAUAAUUUUUCCCUUCAAUAUUUAUUGUUUUCUAUUUAAUUUAUAACAUUGGCUAAACUGCGCUAGCUUAGUUGGUAAAUAACUAAUUUUAGUGUAUUAAGAUACACAACUUCAAGUCCUAUUGUGACAUUUUUUUUUAAUUAAAUAAAAUUUUGUGUUUACAACCAAUCACACAAAAUGAUAGAGAAACGAAAUAUCAAGUAUGAAAGCAUAACAGUGUUUAAUUUAUUUUAAGGAAAUAAUAUAUAAAUACGUGAAGAAUAGAAGAGUAUAUCUUAAGUAGUAUAUUACACUCUCUAUAAAUAGUAUAGUUUUCACUUGACCAAUGUAUAGUUUUUAGUUUUUACUGGUUCACGGUAUUUUAAUACUUUGUGGUCAUCUUUGAUUUUCAAUAAUGUAACCAUAGUAUAUUAUCAUUUGUAAAUGCUUAGGUUUGAUAAUAAGCACAAACCAAUUAGUUCAUAACAAUGAUACAACAAUAAAACAUACAAAAUCUUUAUUUUCUGUGCAGCCGCAUUUCUGUUCUACUUCGUCAAAUAUAAUAUAACAAUACCAAUAACACACUGCAACUGAGUGACAUGAUGUAAAGCUGAUGGAAUAAUGAAGGAGAAGAAUGAGGAGACGGAUGAGAAUAUAUGAUUUGCAAAAGAGCUGGUUCCGGAGUUGAUGGAGGUGGAAAAGAAACCACCACACAAGGUGGAGAAGAAGAAGUGACGAUGGGAUGAAGAGAAAUGGGUGGAGACGUCAGUGGAGAGAAGGUUGUGGUAAUGAUGAAACAACUAGUGACAAUGGUAGUCGCAGUGCUGAUUUUACACAUGGAAUAAUAGUAAACACAAUAUAUAUUGCAUUUCAUUUCUAUUCUAUAUGUAUACAAUUGUAAAGAACAUAAAAAUGUUCAUUUUCUCUGAUCGUUUUUACUAACUGACAGUGGCGUGUACGUGACAGAAGCAAAGAAGAAGGUGCAUCUCUCCAUGUCAAAUACAGAGGAUGUGGGAGGUGUGAGUCCUGGAAUGUGAACAAGAAAAGAGGAAUAAAGUUAGGGGUUUGUGCUUUCACGGUGGUGUAUAUGACUCUGUGAGUUUCUGAGACCAAGGGAAAACUCAUGAAGAACUUCCAGCCUCGUUCAGAUGAGAAAAGUUCAAAACAAUUUCAUUGUUUGUCUUCCCUCUGUUUUGGCUACAAACAAGAAGAAAUUGAGAAAUCUCAGAUAUUUUACAUAAACUUACGUUGUGAGAGUUGUGUGAAUAACUAAGGACCACAUUUUACUUUUUACGGAUACUGAAUAUUAAUUUUAAAACUGUUUUUUCUUUGCAGGUUGCACAAGUUUAAUACAAUGAUAUCAUUGUAUUAUUAAAUAAAAUACAUGGUAUAUGCUAUCAAUUUAUAUUAUUUAGAUAGAAAAAUGAAUUAUAAUUUUUUUUUGAGAUAUACAAUGUAAUUGCCCUAAAAUCUUCAACCCUUCUUCUUCCCCAUUCUCUUUGACAAACAUGAACUGGAGCUUGUCGCCACCCUCAGCUAGUUUUUUUCCAACAAAGGUGAUUCCGGCGAGACAGGGAGCUUUGGUAGAGAUUGAAGCACUUUCUUCUUCAGUCCUUUGUUUGCCGCUUCUACCUAUGGUGGAGGAGAUUGACUUGACCCGCCUUGUGAUCCAGAUGAUUAAUUGUUACCAAUGGUGAGAUGCUAGAGACAAACACAUCGAGGAUGAAGAUAAGUUUGGUUUAUUUUAGAUUUGUAAAGGGGUUUCAAGGACUUCGAUCGAGGUGGGCAAAAAAAGUUGAACCAGAUUGGUUCAUGUUAGUUUACUUCGAAUACCAUUUCCAUCAUGUUGUUUCUCUUUAUAAAAAAGCGAUUAAACGCUAUGAAUUCCAUCUCCAAUGGUUUUUCUUAAUAAGAUGAUCAUUACUCAUGUAGAUUUCAAUAGAAUUUUUUUUCACUUUUGGUAGGAAAUGCUGAUUAUAACAUUACAGAUUCUAGGUAUGGAAAAUGGUACACUGAUAUUUUCUUAUUGGCAAGUUUUUCCAACGACGGUGAUUUCGGUGAGAAUGCAUACAUAACAAGGUGCAGAGAAGAGAAAAUUCUCGACGAAGACGAUGAAACCAAAUCAAACGUGUGGUUAUGUUUUGAUUAGAGAAACCAGUUAAGAAACUCGGGAUGAUGAAAUUAGCCUUCGUUGUUUGAGAGUUUUGAAAAAUAAGGAUUUGAUGGAUAGUGGUUCUUGUUUGUAUAAGAAAAUUUAAAAGUUUUAUUUAAUGCAAAUAAAAAAUGUCACACUAAGUAUUCAAACUCUUGUAAGGUAUCACAACAAAAUUAGAUACUUACCAACUGAGUUCGUGCGACUAACUGAAUAUUAAGGAAAAGCGAAUAUUUAUAUAUGUAAAAUAUAUACUACUAUUAUUAUUAAAAGAUUUUAUGGGCUCAAUAAUUUAUUUACCUUUUAUUAUAUUAAAAUUUAAUUUUCCUUUUAUUUAUUUUUUCUUGAUCAAAGAGGAUAAGAACAUCUUUAUCAAAUAAUUCACAAGUUCUUCAACAAGUAACUCAAAAAAUUAUUCAACUAAUAUUUAUAUUUUAUUAAAUGUUGAUAAGGAUGCUCUGAGGCUAAGCCACUAUAUAAGAAGACUACCCCUCGUUGUAAAUCAUCUUUUUUUUUUUAAUCUUACAGACGUAAACCCAAACAGUUGUGCAAAACUUUUCUGAACUCUUCUCUAAAGGUAUAUUGUUUCUUCAAUCUUCAGAACCAUCUAUUGCUUGUUUUCUGCCUUUAAAUUAGAGAUUUUCUUGUUGGAUAAGAUUCAUUAGGAUCUGUGGGAACUUCUGUAUGAUUUAUGUGUGCUAAAGAGAGUUGCAUGUACUUUUUAGAUGGUGAUGCAAAUAUUUGUUAAGUACCUUACAGGUAAGAGCAUAACCCUUGUGGUCCAAAGCUCAGACACUUUUGACAACCAUGUUUUGAGAUCUACCAUAUAUACAUUUAACUGAUAAUUCAUAUUUGACAUGAUCCUAAAAAGCUUUUUUUUAAUGAAUUUUCAAAUUUAUUGAUCAAAGAGUUCAAGAGAAACAUUUACAAUGCUAAGUUCCUAUAAUGAAUGAAAACUACUUAUACUAACGAGAAGAUGUCAUAAUCGACCCCCUUAUCGUAAUUCUAAAAAGAGUUAUAUUUAUCCAAGAAAAACAUAAGAAUCAAAUAAACAAGUUAAUCUUGGGAAAUCAGUAAAAGCCUACUCGUGCCUACGAAAAGUCCACGGUCUAAACUAGUCUUGCAUCAUUUAUGAACGAAAAACACUAAACGUAAAAAAAAACAACUUUUUCAAAAAAAAA
Messenger RNA from Brassica rapa (field mustard), 4918 nucleotides. Its product is annotated as beta-galactosidase 15. Gene Ontology annotation, molecular function: carbohydrate binding; hydrolase activity, hydrolyzing O-glycosyl compounds. The record is from RefSeq and is a predicted model, not a curated record. Gene Ontology annotation, biological process: carbohydrate metabolic process. NCBI's taxonomy places the organism in Eukaryota, Viridiplantae, Streptophyta, Magnoliopsida, Brassicales, Brassicaceae.